Misgurnus anguillicaudatus (oriental weatherfish) is the source of this 814-nucleotide messenger RNA. The record is from RefSeq and is a predicted model, not a curated record. Lineage: Eukaryota; Metazoa; Chordata; Actinopteri; Cypriniformes; Cobitidae.
GAUUGUAUAUAGUAACACAGAUGAUCGUCCCCAGUCAGUAGGUUACUCGAGUAGAGUCGAAUACAUCACUGAUAAAACAGAAAACCCCAGAAACUCUUGGAUAAAAUGUGAUUUAAGAAUCAAUGAUCUACAGAAGACAGACAGUGGAAAUUACAGCUUUAGAGUCAUUGGCUCAGACAAAUACAAAUACAUAAGCACACCUAUGAGUCUCACAGUUACAGACAAUCCUUGUAAGGUGAACAUUGAUUCAUCAGAGAUUAAGUAUUCAGUCAAAGAGUCAGAUGAAUUUACUGUUCGCUGUUCAACCUCUGUUUCCUGCUCAUCUCAUCCUGAGUGGAUUCUCCAUAAACCAGGACAAGAACCAGAAAGAGUGACGUCAUCAAAUAAUAGAUUCACACAGAAUAAAGAGGAAAAAGAAGGCAAAAAGAUCACCAGACUGAAAUUCAAUCCAACAUGGGAAGAUGACAACAUGAUCUUGUCUUGUCGUCCAGAAGAAAGUCAGGACAGCUGCCUCACUAGAAAUAUCACUCUGUCUGUUGAAUAUGCACCAAAGGAAGUAAAAGCAACAGUGAGCUCUUAUAAUGUGAAGGAAGGAGAUUCUGUUACUCUCUCCUGCACCUCUAGAGGUCGCCCUAAUGCCACCAUCUCAUGGUUCAAACAAUCGAGGGAAAUAUCACAAUUGGCUGAGUGGAAACUAAUUAAUGUUAAACAAGGAGACAGUGGACAAUAUCACUGCAAAGCUGAAAACAAGCAUGGAAAAGCAGAAUCAAAUAAAAUUUAUAUCAAUGUUAAGUGUAAGUCUGGUUUUAACUGA